UAACUAAUAUUAUUGACAUCUGUCAAUGGGGCUAAAUAGGACCGAUAAGAACUUGUUUAUAAAUUAUACUUAUAUUUUGUUUAUAUUAAAUAUAAAUUAAAUCAAGCUACUUAUUCAAAAGAAAAGGCAAUUGAACGUAUUUGAUUCCAAUAUGCCAGCUACCGACUUACUUUCAAGUCAGGGUUUACGACUAGAUGGUAGAAGACCUAAUGAACUUCGCCGUAUCAGAUGUAGACUCGGUGUUUUCACUCAACCCGACGGCAGUGCCUACUUAGAACAAGGAAACACAAAAGUUUUAGCUGCAGUUUAUGGACCUCAUCAGGCAUCUAAAUCAAAACUUUCAACAGAAGGAGUUGUUGUUAACUGUCAGUACAGUAUGGCUACAUUUUCCACAGGUGAAAGGAAGAAUCGACCCCGUGGAGACCGUAAGUCCCAAGAGAUGUCAAUGCACCUGCGACAGGCCCUCACCGCUGCCAUCAAGACGGAGCUGUACCCACGCUCACAGAUAGACAUCUAUGUUGAAGUUUUGCAGGCGGAUGGUGGCGCGUACUGCGCCUGCGUGAAUGCGGCCACGCUCGCGCUGACGGAGGCGGGCGUGCCGCUGCGUGCAUACGUAUGCGCCAGCUCGGCGUCCAUGGCGGCGGCGGGCGCGGGCAGCGCGGGUCCCGAGCCUCUGCUGGACGUCGGCCACGUCGAGGAGGCGGCCGGCGGCGUCGUGCUCACCGUCGCCGCGCUACCCACCACUGGCCACAUAGCACUAUUAGAAAUGUCGCACAGACUGCACAUGGAUUACUUUGAUAUCGUAUUGAGCAGAGCUAUGCAGGGUUGCAGAGAUAUAGAGGUAAUAUUAGAUAGAGCUGUCAGGGAUCAUUUAGCGGAAGGAUGGACGAAACAGGAUGUAAUGACGAUAUGAAAUAUAUGCUUAUUUGUUUAUAUA
Molecule: messenger RNA, 937 nt
Organism: Galleria mellonella (greater wax moth)
Lineage: Eukaryota; Metazoa; Arthropoda; Insecta; Lepidoptera; Pyralidae
Gene: Ski6
Product: exosome complex component RRP41
Exons: 6
Coding region: 152-913 (253 amino acids)
Biological process (GO): poly(A)-dependent snoRNA 3'-end processing; nuclear mRNA surveillance; rRNA catabolic process
Cellular component (GO): nuclear exosome (RNase complex); cytoplasmic exosome (RNase complex); nucleolus
Source: RefSeq, a predicted model, not a curated record